GUUACUAAAACAUCCCACUAGUGCCACCCACAGGACAGUUGGCGACACCACACCUAUAUAAUGAUUGUAUAACAUAAUAUAACAUAACUGUUUAAUAUACAUAUUGGCUUGAAAUGAAUGGGGCUAUCAAAUGUGUGUAAAUCAAGUCUUUGCUCAUAAUAGGCAGGAGGGGCAAUAUUAUUAGCCUAAAACUGGAAAGUGGCUGGGUUUAACAGGGCAGAGGACUGUGAAUUCAAACCGCUUCCUGAACCAGUCAGGCCAAGCGAGGCUUCGGACGUCAUCAAUGACAUCAUUGCUCAUCAGUGACGUCAUACAAGCCUCGAUACGCACUUCAAAGCUGAUGUGAUUUCUCGACACACGCUCCGAAGCAUCGGCACAGAAUUAUAUUAAACCAAGUUAUUAUGAGAUAAGUCCAACAAACUAUUCUAAAAGACUUUGUUCACCUGAGUGUGUGUCUGAUGUCUACGAAGCCUCCUUUAGUUUAAGUUACCUAUGGAUAAAGAAAGACUGUUUGCUUUCCAAGUUUCUCCGUUAUGUUAUGUUGACUUCAGAACUUUCCUGAUUUCCAGUUCUGAUCCCAGCUUCAAUAAACCUGAAGUACUCUCUUACUGUCACGGAACAUGGUUGUAGAGAGAGCCGCACGAAGGAGGAUUUAAUGAGGUUUUUUAAGGAGGGUUUUUAAUAAGCAUCACAUGUAUUCCAUUAAAAUAACAAUCCAGGACAAAGAACAGAAAGAAACUGAAGGCUUAUAAGGACAGUGAAACAAAGAAGCAAACGAGAUGAUUAAUUCAACACAGGUGAUCAGACUGAACGAUAAUUAACAAAACUUAAAUUAUAAUCUUUGUGUGCCCUUCGUCAGAACUGAGCUUGGUAAAACCUCUUUUAAAUAUGCUGCCACUUCAGAUUGGAACCUUCUCCAAAAGGAGAUGAAGUUACAAAACUUGGUGUCUUAUAAUUAUUUUAAGUCUUUACUAUGUAAUCUAGAGAGCAACUUAACAAUGUGUAAUUGUUUUUAACUUGUUAUAUGUUGGUUUGCAAUGUUUGUUGUAACUAUGUCGUUUAUUUGUAUAUGCAAACUCGGCUGCCUAUUUUGGCCAGGACACUCCUGGAAAAGAGAUUUUAAUCUCAGUGAGUCUUUUCCUGGUUAAAUAAAGGUGUAUAAAAACAAGAACAGGAAAUACCAAAUAAGGCCAGAUGGGAACCAAACAGAAACCAACACGUGACAGAUCUGGAGGCUGGUGCAGGACGGGGACACAGAGGAGGCCUCCAGGGCGGUUCAGGCAGACCCAGGAGCCAUGGCGGAUCAGGAGGCUCGGGCGGCCAUGGCGGAUCUGCCUCCAUGGCCUUGGCCCGGCCACUACGGCCACAGGAGACACCGGAGACGAUUCUGGAGGGAGCUCUGGGGCUGGAGCCAAUAACAUCCCCUCGUACUCCACCAGUAUUCCUAGGGGCACAUGUGCAGUGGACGGUGGGCUUGAGUGAGCCGCGGACGACGAUGGGCUUGAGUCAGUGGCGGCUGACAGGCUUGACUGGGGAACAGCUGACGGUCUGGAUGGCGGGCUGGUUCUGGAUCAGGGCUCUCCAGAUACCGGAGGAUCCCUUCCCUCCAGCUGAGUCCGGUGGUGUCUGGGUGGUCCGUGGGGUGAUGGUAGUUGGUCCCGAUCCAGAACAGAGAGUUGAGUGUUGCGUCAUCUAGCCCCGUCCUUACGGCGAGCCCGCUGAACUCUCUCGCAAACUCCAACAGCGGGAGAUCUCUGCAGGCCAAGAUGGCAAAGCACGCCGCAAUCUCCAUUAUCCGUCCUUUUCUUUUGGGUCCUGGAUUCUGUCACGGAACGUGGUUGUAGAGAUAGCCGCACAGAGGAGGAUUUGACGAAAGGAGUUUUUAAUAAGCAUAAAUACACGUAUUCCACUAAAAUAACAUUAAUCCAGGACGAAGAACAGAAAGAAACUGAAGGCUUAUAAGGACAGGGAAACAAACGAGAUGAUUAAUUCAACGCAGGUGAUCAGACUGAACGAAACAAAACAAGAACAGGAAAUACCAAAUAAGGCCAGACAGGAACUAAACAGAAACCAACACGUGACACUUACCUGUGUUUUGUUAUCUGUUUCGUGACAGACAAUAACGUCUUGUUGUAUUAUUUUUAGUUAUUUUAUUUUUGUGAUUUGUUAUGAUAUCAUAUGUUUUGCAUAUAUACAGAGACACCUCUGUGAAAGGACUUUACAUUUACCGUGAAGUGCUCUUUCAUCUAAAGUUUUAUUUUUUUUUAGUGUUGCUCCAUCAUAAAAACACAUAAUUGAAAGCACUCAGAUUAGUUUAGAUUGUAAUAUAGUGUAUAUGAAAUAAUCACAAAGUACUCUUUAAAGUGUAAUUAAUGGAUAGAUUAACAUGUAAUUUGCUGAAAACAGUAGUUCAAAUUAUUUGUUUUAAUCUGUUUCUAUUAUAAUUUAGUUCAUCAGAAGAGAUCAGAACCAGAGCCCAGCUGUGUUUCUAUGAGUGACGGGUCUAUGCUUUGGCCAGUUAAUUUUAACAGUGGAGAUACACAGACUGAUCUUGGUCAUGAAGUCUUCAACACAUUUAGAUCAAAUCUGAUGAAGAAGUUUGAGUGUCUGUAUGAGGGAACAGCAAAGCAGGGAAACCCAACACUCCUGAAUGAUAUCUACACAGAGCUCUACAUCACAGAGAGUGAGAGUGGAGAGAUCAGUAAUGAACAUGAGGUAAGACAGAUUGAGACACAAUCCAGGAGAGCAGCAACAGAGGACACACCGAUCAAAUGCAGUGACAUCUUUAGACCUUUACCUGGACGAGACAAACCCAUCAGAACUGUGCUGAUAAAGGGAGUCGCUGGCAUUGGAAAAACAGUCUCUGUGCAGAAGUUCAUCCUGGACUGGGCUGAAGGGAAACAGAAUCAGGACGUCCAGCUCAUAUUUCCACUUCCUUUCAGAGAACUCAAUCUGAUGAAGGACAAAACACUCAGUCUUUCAGAUCUUCUUCAUGUCUUUUUCCCUGAAACAAAAGAAAUGGAAAUAUCCAGUGACAAAUAUAAAGUGUUGUUCAUCUUUGAUGGUCUGGACGAGUGUCGUCUUCCCUUACAGUUUAAAACUAAUGAUACUCUACGGGAUGCAAACAAAAAGAAAUCAGUGGACGUGCUGCUGACGAACCUCAUUGCGGGGAAUCUGCUUCCCUCUGCUCUCAUCUGGAUCACCUCCAGACCAGCAGCAGCUGAUCUCGUCCCCUCUGAGUGUGUCCAUCGAGUGACAGAGGUACGAGGCUUCAAUGAUCCACAGAAGGAGGAAUACUUCAGGAAGAGAAUCGGUGAUCAGAGUCUGGCCGAUAGGAUCAUCUCACACCUGAAGUCAUCAAGGAGCCUCUUCAUCAUGUGCCACAUCCCAGUGUUCUGCUGGAUCUCAGCCGCUGUUCUGGAGAAGAUGUUGAGUCGAGCAGAGAGUGGAGAGAUUCCCAAGACUCUCACUCAAAUGUACACACACUUCCUGAUCCUUCAGACCAACAUCAAACAUGAGAAGGACUAUGAGAAGAAUGUGACGGAUGAAGACAUGAUCCUCAGACUGGGGAAACUGGCUUUUCAGCAGCUUGUGAAAGGCAACCUGAUCUUCUAUGAGGAAGACCUGAGAGAGUGUGGCAUUGAUGUGACAGAAGCAUCAGUGUACUCAGGAUUGUGCACUCAGAUCUUCAGAGAGGAGCUUGGCUUGUAUCAGGGGAAAGUCUUCUGCUUUGUUCAUCUGAGCGUUCAGGAACAUCUAGCAGCUCUAUAUGUGCACCUCUUUUUUAUAAAGAACUGCUCACAGACCUUUUCUAGUUUGUCCUCUGACCUCUCAAUUUUUUUAAAGUAUACUUUAUCAGACCUACAUCAGAGAGCUUUGAAUGAGAUGCUACAGAGUAAAACUGGGCAUCUGGAUCUUUUCCUGCGGUUUCUUCUGGGUCUGUCAGUGGAGUCUCAUCAGAUUCUCCUACAAGGACUAAUGAUACAGAGAAGCAGCAGCUCUGACACCAGUGAGGAAACAGCUGAGUACAUCAAGAUGAAGAUCAGGACCAUUGACUCUCCAGAGAAAUCCAUCAAUCUGUUCCACUGUCUGAAUGAACUGGGUGAUCAUUCACUAAUGGAGGAAAUACAACAGUAUCUGAAAUCUGGAUCAAUAAAUAAAGCUAAACUCUCUUCAUCUCAGUGGUCAGCUGUAGUUUUUGUAUUAUUGACAUCAGAGAAGAAGCUGGAUGAGUUUAAUAUGAAUAAAUUUGUUGAAGCAAAUAAUGAAACCAGGAAACUGAAAGUUUUUCAGAAGCUGCUGCCUGUGAUUAAAGAAUCCAGAUCAGUUCAGUUGAGAUAUUGUGGUAUCACAGAUGAAGGUUGUGCUGCUCUGACUUCAGCUCUGAGAUCAAACCCCUCACACCUGAGAGAACUGGAUCUGUCUGGAAAUAAACUAGGAAAUUCAGUGAAACUUGUCUUUGAUGUUCUACAGGAUCCUCGCUGUAAACUGGAGAAACUGUGGUUGAAGAAUUGUGGUAUCACAGAAGAAGGUUGUGCUGCUCUGGCUUCAGCUCUGAGAUCAAACCCCUCACACCUGAGAGAACUGGAUCUGAUUGAGAAUAAACUACAAGAUAUGGGAGUGAAGCUUCUUUGUGCUGGACUUAAAAAUCCUGACUGUAAACUGGAGAGACUCUGGUUGAGUUAUUGUGGCGUCACAGGUGAAGGUUGUGCUGCUCUGGCUUCAGCUCUGAAAUCAAACCCUUCACACCUGAGAUUUCUGGAUCUAUACGAGAAUAAACUACAGAAAUCAGAAGUGAAAGUUCUCUCUGAUCUGAAGGAUGAUCCACAUUAUAAACUGGAGAGAUUAUACUACUGACUCAGUAUUUAGACGUCAGUCCAGUUUUCUCAGGAUCAGCUGAUGGUGAAUAAGGAGCUGCUACAGAGACACACAGUCACACAAUCAACAGAGACUCAAGACACAGAGAUCACACUGCAAUCUUGUUUAUAUCAUUAUGUGGGUCUGUUCUUUUAAAUUACAGGUUCCACAAUGAUUAUUAAAGGACCUAAACUCACUGUAUCAUUUAAGACUCAGCAAUGCCCCAUGAAAAUCAGUGCUGAAAGCACCAUUAGCGAGUCAGAAUCGAUUAAGAUUCACUAUUGAUUACAAUGUAGCUGUAAACUCAAGAAAGGUUUAAAAGUUUUACUUUGAGAAAAUCAAGAGCCUGAUUAAAGAAGAGAUAGAUGUUGUAAAUGUGUCUACCAGCAGAGGGAGAGAAACAUUAUGCAAAUAAUUUUAUGAGGCCCCACGUAAUAUUUAAAUCAAACUUCGCUUAUCAGUACAUACAUGUAAAACUUUUGUAUUAUUUAGCUACUUGAUCUAUUAAAGUUUACACUUAAAUCUUUUGUUUUAUACUGUAUUAUUUUGCUGGUUUCUUCAGAGACUGGCUUCUGUCUCUGAACACAGUUAAUUACUAAUUGUUUUCAGUUUAAUACUAAUGUUGAAUCAUAUUCCUCUUGAUGACAUUUCUGAAGCCAACAUCAGAAAGCAGUGAUGAGACAGUCAGUCGCACUUAAAUACACACUUUAUAUUAAAUACACACUUUAUAUUAUAUGCAUCAUUAUUUUUUCAUUGUGAUAUUUUUAUGAAUUUUCCUAAUUACAUAAGAUCUUUUUUUAAAUGUAAUUUUGACUCAAUGAUAAUGUUAAAGUAAAGAUCAUGUUCCAUAAAGAUAUUUUGUAAAUUUCUUACUGUAAAUAUAUAAAAACUUCAUUUUUAAUUAGUAAUAUGCAUUGCCAAGAACUUCAUCUGGACAACUUUAAAGGCGAUUUUCUCAAUAUUUGUAUUUUUUUGCACCCUCAGAUUCCAGAUUUUCAAAUAGUUGUAUCUCGGCCAAAUAUGGUCCGAUCCUAACAAACCAUACAUCAAUGGAAAGCUUAUUUAUUCAGAUUUCAGAUAAUGUAUAAGUCUCAAUUUCAAAAAAAGACUGGUUCUGUGGUCCAGGGUAACAUAUGAUAUUAAAAUAUAACUGUAUUUUUUUUAAAUACAGCAUUUAAUUAUUGAAGACUUACACAUUUUUGGACAAUUACAAUUUAAGUUUUUUUUAAUUAGCUUGUAAACAAACUACACAUACUGAACAAUUAUAGUUUUAAGCAGUGUAUUAACAGUUAGUUAGUGUGCUACUGUAACUGAUCUUUUCUCUUCCCUGCCUUGUGUUGUGGAUGAAUAAAGCUCGUGAUUCAAGAAUUCUUCUCUCAGCCCAUUUAUUCACUGAGAAAACAGGAUAACACAGAGUGCGUUGAUAACUUCCAGCAUUUUCGACACUCCUUGUCUUUCACUCUCUUCACCAAUGUCUAGCACUUUUCUUGAUAUCGAAUAUAUGCUGUUUCUCAUGAUAUAUCACACACUUCAUAGAUAAUAACAGAUGGAAUUACGGAGCUACCAAACACACAACUUACCGCUGGC
Onychostoma macrolepis is the source of this 6444-nucleotide messenger RNA. RefSeq names its product NACHT, LRR and PYD domains-containing protein 3-like. Bases 2491 to 4857 code for a protein of 788 amino acids. Lineage: Eukaryota; Metazoa; Chordata; Actinopteri; Cypriniformes; Cyprinidae. Gene Ontology annotation, molecular function: protein binding. The record is from RefSeq and is a predicted model, not a curated record. The transcript is spliced from 6 exons.